Spodoptera frugiperda (fall armyworm) is the source of this 1800-nucleotide messenger RNA. RefSeq lists its product as uncharacterized. The transcript is spliced from 2 exons. The record is from RefSeq and is a predicted model, not a curated record. The coding region runs from base 82 to 912 and encodes 276 amino acids. Lineage: Eukaryota; Metazoa; Arthropoda; Insecta; Lepidoptera; Noctuidae.
AGAGUGUGCACGUCUGCGCGUUGGACGGGUCCCGGCGCAUCGGCAGGACAUCGAGGCUCAGUCAGUACUGCACGAGCCGCAAUGGCGGGUUGCAGAGUGAAAAACUUACAUUACCACUGCAAAGAGGACUCCUGGACUCCAAUAGAAUCGGCUUUGAUAAAGCUAGUGAGGGAAAACCCACCCCUGUAUACACGCGGCGGCCGCGGCAGCAGAACAAAGAAGUUGAUGGUCUCACUGAUGUGGAGCGACAUUAGUGAUCAGUUGGGCUUACCAGAAUCCCGUUUACAAGAGAUAUGGCGACGUAUAGUUGCCGAAUGGGCUAUUAUUAAUAAAUUAUCUAAAUUAGGGUAUCCCGUAAGAAAUUUCCCAAGAGCAAAUAAAUUCCUUAUUACAAACUUCAGUUUCUUGGAUAACUACAUCAUGGACUUGAAGGAUGCGGAUGUGCCGCACAAUAUAUUAGACAUUUACCGCAAAAAAUUUGCGAUAAACGGAUCAGUAAUGAGAGCUAACUGCUCUUUCCCCGCUGGCACCUCGACUGCCAGGACAACAACGGAUCAAGCACCAAGCAGUCCUGGUACUGGUACCAGUAACUCAGAAGUAGCUGGUGCGGCUAGUUCCUCUGGAGUAGUUGGAUCAGCAUCAGGCACUCCCAGCCAAUCAGGCUCUCUUGGCGCAACUGCAGUGUCGGUCACAUCUUGCGACACCAAAUGUGCUAAUACUCCGGCCAAGACUAGUACAUCUGCCAAGCCCAGCGUCUCUGGCAAGAAAGACAAAACCGGGGUAGAACUAACAAAAAAAUCGGAAGACCACGGCAAAUCCGGCACGAACAGCAAAGCCGGAUCUCAUACGAAAACUGAAAGUUCUAAAUCUGGUGCAUCCCGCUCCACUGGCCGUAAGUCAAAGCAUAAGUAAACUUUUUACAUUGGCCCUCCAUGAUUGUCCUCCCGCAAAAUUAUGAAUUUUGUUAUUUAUACGAGUAGCAUGUAUGACAUGCUCGAUAUUAGGUUAUACCAAAAAUUUUAUUUAAACAUUAGAAAUUUUAUCAAGUUGAAUACUUUUUAUAACUUUGUUUGUUUUUUGUAAAUUAUUCAGUUUUAGUUACUACCAAGAUAUUGAAAUAAUUAUGAAAAAUAUAUAUAAUCAUUGGAAAUGUAAAUCUACACGUGGAAGAACUACGUACAUAAUAUACUACUACGUACACAUAUCUAGGUACUUUCAUUGAUAUAAUAUGUUGUUAGUUUAUAUAUAUAAUAUGUUUAUGAUUAUGCUAAAACACUGAAUUACUAUUUUGUUUGCUAAAAGAAUAGAAAUAUUUUUUUAGAUUAAUCAUAGUCCGCAGAGAUAAUAUUUUCUUAUUUUAAUAAUUUGUUUUAAUUUAGGUACUGAUUUAAGAUCUCGUAUUCGGGAUGUGCCUAGUGAUAGAUUUGAUAUUGUAUUUUUUGUACGUAUUUCUUAAAAAAUACAAACAAGUAUAGUACACAAACUGUGUGGUGCAGGGAACCUACCUUUCACAGGGUCUUUGUCUUCAGGGUGUCUCUUCUAAAAUAUUUACCUAUCUACGACAAAAACGAAUUGUAGGCUUUUUUUAUUAUUAUUAUAGUACCGCAAAACGGAGUAAGUAGUCAACUCGGACCACAUGCCUACGGCCCAUUUGGGACGAGUUGGGGAAAUUAAAAAUAAAUUAAAUUUUUAGUGGUGAACUCGUCCCACUUUUUUUUUGUAUGGAUCUUUAAACUUUAUCAAUGUUUGGUACAGUUAGCAACACAAGAUUAAAAAUAUUUUUUUAUUGUUUUGUUUCUU